This is a messenger RNA of Tripterygium wilfordii, 3046 nucleotides long. RefSeq names its product putative receptor-like protein kinase At3g47110. The coding region runs from base 17 to 2899 and encodes 960 amino acids. The transcript has 3 exons. Gene Ontology annotation, biological process: protein phosphorylation. NCBI's taxonomy places the organism in Eukaryota, Viridiplantae, Streptophyta, Magnoliopsida, Celastrales, Celastraceae. The record is from RefSeq and is a predicted model, not a curated record. Gene Ontology annotation, molecular function: ATP binding; protein binding; protein kinase activity.
ACUUGAUUUCAAGAAUAUGAUAGUUCAAGAUCCAAACCAAGUAAUGAGCUUAUGGAAGGAUUCAAUCCAUUUCUGCAACUGGGUUGGUGUCACCUGCAGUUCAUCUAAUGGAAGAAUCAUACAUUUGAACCUCGCAUCUCGCCGGCUAGGUGGGCCUAUACCACGUUCUAUAGGGAACCUCACAUACCUUACUAGACUCAACAUUGCAAACAACAGCUUUCAUGGCGAAAUUCCGCAAGAAAUGGGACGUCUGUUGCGCCUGGAGAAGGUAAAUAUGAGUUACAAUAACUUUGGUGGAAAUAUUCCUGCUAAUCUUACUCAUUGUUCAGAACUAAGGGAAUUUGAUAUAAUGUUCAAUGAUCUUGUGGGGAGGAUCCCUGACCAGCUUAGUACCUUGUCAAACUUAGUUGUUCUGAAUCUGGGGGCCAAUAACGUUACUGGAAAUAUCCCAGCUUGGAUAGGGAACUUCUCUUCUCUGCUAGGUCUUUCCCUUCCACUGAAUAAUUUCCAAGGAAGCAUACCUGCUGAACUUGCCAAUAUUCCGAACUUGGGUUUUUUACAGGUUUAUGGAAACAAUCUGUCUGGUAUGAUCCCUUCAUCAAUUUAUAAUAUUUCUUCCUUGUACUAUUUCUCUGUUGCUCAAAACCAACUGCACGGUCAUUUGCCUCCUGAUGUUGGCCUUGCACUUCCUAAGCUGAGGAUAUUUGCUGGUGGGGUUAAUAGUUUUACAGGACCUAUCCCUGAGUCAUUGUCAAAUGCUUCCGGACUUGAGGUGCUCGAUUUUGCGGAAAAUGGUCUAACUGGGACAAUUCCUGGAAACCUUGGGAACUUAAAAAACUUAGUUAGACUCAACUUCGAUGAUAAUACCCUCGGAGAUGGAAAGAUUGGUGACUUGAGUUUUCUAAGUAAUUUGUCUAAUUGUACUAGGCUUCGAGUAUUGGGUCUUGCAUAUAAUCGUUUUGGAGGAGAACUGCCUAGUUCCAUAGCAAACCUUUCAAGUCAGUUAAGAAUUUUAACUUUGGGUCAGAAUCUUCUCCAUGGAAGCAUGCCUUCUGGAAUUGAGAAGCUUACUGAAUUGACCAAUUUGUGGUUGCAAGGAGCCAAUUUGAGCGGGAGUCUACCUGAGGUCAUUGGAAACCUUCACAAAUUAGAGGGUUUAUUCUUGAAUUAUAACAGGUUUUCAGGGUUAAUCCCAUCCUCUCUAGGUAACUUGACUAAAUUGACUCGGCUUUUCAUGGAAGAAAAUAGACUUGAAGGAAGCAUACCUUCAAGUCUUGGAAAUUGCAGAAGUUUGCAGACUGUCAAUUUUUCAAGUAAUAAUCUUGAGGGCACCAAACCCAGGCAGGUCAUUGGCCUUUCUUCCCUUUCAAUUUCUUUGGACAUGUCUCACAAUUCUUUGACUGGUUCUCUUCCACCUGAAGUGGGCAACUUGAAGAAUAUCAUGGAACUGGACCUCUCUUAUAACAGAUUAUCAGGUCGAAUUCCCAGCAGUCUUGGCAGUUGUAUUAGUUUGGAACAUCUGCAUUUGGAAGGCGAGAUUCCUGGAUUUUUCAGUAACUUUUCAACUCUGAGGCACCUCAAUCUUUCAAACAAUGGCUUUGAAGGUGAAGUGUCAAAUGAAGGAAUUUUCGCAAAUCUGACUGUCAUCUCCAUCGAUGGAAAUGAUAAACUCUGUGGUGGCAUCCCUGAAUUACUGCUACCUACAUGCUCCAGGACAAGACACAGAAUAUCUCUCUCUACCAAAGCAGUUAUUGCUGUAACUAUUUCAGCAGCAUCUAUACUUGGUCUUCUAUGUUCUUUAGCAAUAUUUUGUGCUCUAAAAACAAAGGGGGAAAGAUCAACUGCACCUCAUUCGAAAGAAUCACAAUCAGAUUUGUCUUAUGAAGAACUCAUGAAGUCAACAAAUGGCUUUUCCAUGGAAAAUUUAAUUGGUUCGGGUAGCUUUGGUUCUGUGUACAAGGGGAUUCUUCCUGGUUAUAGAAAGCCCGUCGCAGUUAAGGUAUUAAACCUUCAACAGCAGGGAGCUUUGAAAAGUUUCGUUGAUGAAUGCAAUGCUUUGAGAAGUAUUCGGCACCGUAACCUUCUCAAGGUCAUCACUUCCUGCUCAAGCAUUGAUCGUCAAGGUCAUGAAUUCAAAGCUCUAGUUCUUGAAUUCAUGUCCAACGGAAAUCUAGACCAGUGGCUGCAUCCAAUACUCGAUGUGCAAUAUCAAGCUAAGAAAUUAAGCCUUAUCCAGAGGUUGGAUAUAGCUAUCGAUGUUGCAGCUGCUCUGGAUUACCUCCAUCACCAUUGCCACACUCCAAUUGUUCAUUGUGACCUGAAGCCAAGCAAUGUCCUCCUCAACGAAGAUAUGACAGCCCAUGUUGGUGACUUUGGAUUGACUAGGUUUCUCUCUGAAGCAUCCAAGGAUCAAACCUUUUCAAUUGGGCUAAAGGGUUCAAUCGGCUACAUCCCUCCAGAGUAUGGUGUGGGAAGCAAAAUUUCGCUGCAGGGAGACACUUAUAGCUAUGGAAUACUACUUCUGGAGUUAUUUACAGGAAAAAGACCAACUGAUGACAUGUUCAAAAACAAUAUGAGAAUUCACGAGUUUGUCGCUAUGGCCUUGCCUGAUCAUGUCAUGGAAAUUGCUGACCCAACAAUGCUUGUUGGAGGGGAAAAUGAUGAUGAAAUGGAAAAUGAAGAUGACAGAGAAGAGAAAGCUAUGUAUAAUCGAUAUGAAGCCCAAGCCAGCACCAGAAGCAAAGUAGAGGAAUGCCUGGUUUCAGUAAUGAGAAUUGGACUUUCAUGCUCUGAAACAUCGCCAGGAAAUCGGAUUCCUAUGAAUGCUGUUGUCAACAAACUGGGUGCUAUUAAAAGUUCAUUCCUUGUGUCCAAGGACAGUAACCGAAGGAGGACCUGACCAAGACACAAAUAUACCGGCUGUAGAAUGGUAUCUUCUUUAGCGAUGAUGUAUCAUCAUUUGAAGUGAAUAAUGUGUGUGGUAUAAGUGAAAUGUGAUUGUAUAUCCGCACGCGAUAUGGCUUAAUUUGAACCAUGGAGUUAGGCU